CCCGGGCGGCCCAGGGCCGCUGACUUUGCUUGCGCGGCGACAUGGACCGGAUGGCUAGCUCCAUGAAGCAGGUGCCCAACCCACUGCCCAAGGUGCUGAGCCGGCGCGGGGUCGGUGCGGGUCUGGAGGCGGCGGAGCGCGAGAGUUUCGAGCGGACUCAGACUGUCAGCAUCAAUAAGGCCAUUAAUACACAGGAAGUGGCUGUGAAGGAAAAACACGCCAGAACGUGCAUACUGGGCACCCACCAUGAGAAAGGGGCUCAGACCUUUUGGUCUGUUGUCAACCGACUGCCUCUCUCUAGCAACGCGGUGCUCUGCUGGAAGUUCUGCCAUGUGUUCCACAAACUCCUCCGGGAUGGACACCCAAACGUCCUGAAGGACUCUCUGAGAUACAAAAAUGAACUGAGCGACAUGAGCAGGAUGUGGGGCCACCUGAGUGAGGGGUAUGGACAGCUCUGCAGCAUCUACCUCAAACUGCUGAGAACGAAGAUGGAGUACCACACCAAAAAUCCCAGGUUCCCAGGCAACCUUCAGAUGAGUGACCGACAGCUGGACGAGGCUGGAGAAAGUGAUGUUAACAACUUUUUCCAGUUAACAGUGGAGAUGUUUGACUACCUGGAGUGUGAACUAAACCUCUUCCAAACUGUGUUCAACUCCUUGGACAUGUCCCGCUCUGUGUCAGUGACAACAGCUGGGCAGUGCCGCCUGGCCCCGCUGAUCCAGGUCAUAUUGGACUGUAGCCACCUCUAUGAUUACACUGUCAAGCUUCUCUUCAAACUCCACUCCUGUCUCCCAGCUGACACCCUGCAAGGCCACCGGGACCGCUUCAUGGAACAGUUCACAAAGUUGAAAGAUCUGUUCUACCGCUCCAGCAACCUACAGUACUUCAAGCGGCUCAUUCAGAUCCCCCAGCUGCCUGAGAACCCACCCAACUUCCUGCGAGCCUCUGCCCUGUCAGAACACAUCAGCCCCGUGGUGGUCAUCCCAGCCGAGGCCUCGUCCCCUGACAGCGAGCCAGUCUUAGAGAAGGAUGACCUCAUGGACAUGGAUGCCUCCCAGCAGAAUUUAUUUGACAACAAGUUUGAUGACAUCUUUGGCAGCUCGUUCAGCAGUGAUCCCUUCAAUUUCAACAGUCAGAACGGUGUGAACAAGGAUGAGAAGGACCACUUAAUCGAGCAGCUCUACAGAGAGAUCAGUGGGCUGAAGACGCAGCUGGAAAACGUGAAGACUGAGGGCCAGCGGGCCGUGCUGCAGUUGAAGGGCCGCAUCAGCGAGCUGGAAGCUGAGCUGGCUGAGCAGCAGCACCUGCGGCAGCAGGCGGCCGACGACUGCGAGUUCCUCCGGGCAGAGCUGGAUGAGCUCAAGAAGCAGCGAGAAGACACUGAGAAAGCUCAGCGGAGCCUCACGGAGAUAGAAAGGAAGGCCCAAGCCAAUGAACAGCGGUAUAGCAAGCUAAAGGAGAAGUACAGCGAGCUGGUUCAGAACCAUGCCGACCUGCUGCGGAAGAAUGCAGAGGUGACCAAACAGGUGUCUGUGGCCAGACAAGCCCAGGUGGAUUUGGAACGAGAGAAGAAAGAGCUGGAGAGUUCCUUGGAACGCAUAAGUGAGCAGGCCCAGCGGAAAACUCAAGAACAACUGGAAGUUCUAGAGAGCUUGAAGCAAGAACUUGCCACCAGCAAACAGGAGCUCCAGGUCCUUCAAGGCAGCCUGGAAACAUCUGCCCAGUCAGAAGCAAAGUGGACAACCCAGGUCACUGAGCUAGAGACAGAGCGUGACAGCUUGGUGAGUGUGGCGGCUCAUCGGGAGGAGGAACUCUCUGCUCUUCAGGAACAGCUGGAACACACCCAGCUCAAGCUGGCCAGUGCACAGGAAUCUGUGUGCCAGCUUGCAAAGCAACAACAGAAAACACUUCUGGUGGAGUCCAGGAAGGCUGCGGAGCAGGUGAUACGUGAGGCCUUAAGCCAGCUUGAGGAACCCACUCUCAUCAGCUGUGCUGGAUCUGCAGAUCACCUUCUCUCCACAGUCAAGUCUGUUUCCAGCUGCAUCGAGAAACUGGAAAAAAGCCGAAGCCAGUAUCUGGCCUGCCCAGAAGAUAUCGGUGGGCUUCUGCACUCAGUAACACUGCUUGCCCACUUGACCAGUGACACCCUGGCUUAUGGCAGUACCACCAGCCUUAGAGCCCCGCCAGAGCCUGCCGACUCAUUGGCUGAGGCCUGUAAGCAGUAUGGCAGUGAAACCCUCAUUUACCUGGCCUCCUUGGAGGAAGAGGGGACCCUCAAGAAUGCCGACAGCAUGGCCAUGAGGAACUGUCUCGACAAGAUCAAGGCUAUUGGCGAGGAGCUCCUGCCCAGGGGCCUGGACAUCAAACAGGAGGAGCUGGGGGACCUGGUGGACAAGGAGAUGGCUGCCACUUCAGCUGCCAUUGAGGCUGCCACAGCCAGGAUAGAGGAGAUGCUCAGCAAAUCCCGAGCGGGAGACACGGGAGUCAAAUUGGAGGUGAAUGAAAGGAUCCUUGGUUCCUGCACCAGCCUAAUGCAGACUAUUCAGGUCCUGAUUGUGGCCUCCAAGGACCUCCAGAGAGAGAUCGUGGAGAGCGGCAGGGGUACAGCAUCCCCUAAAGAGUUUUAUGCCAAGAACUCUCGGUGGACGGAAGGACUCAUCUCAGCUUCUAAAGCUGUGGGCUGGGGAGCUACUGUCAUGGUGGAUGCAGCUGAUCUGGUGGUACAAGGCAGAGGGAAAUUUGAGGAGCUAAUGGUGUGUUCGCAUGAAAUUGCUGCUAGUACAGCCCAGCUUGUGGCUGCAUCCAAGGUGAAAGCUGAUAAGGACAGCCCCAACCUAGCCCAGCUGCAGCAGGCCUCUCGGAGAGUGAACCACGCCACUGCUGGGGUCGUGGCCUCCACCAUUUCCGGCAAAUCACAGAUUGAGGAGACAGACAAUAUGGACUUCUCAAGCAUGACACUGACGCAGAUCAAACGCCAAGAGAUGGAUUCCCAGGUGAGGGUGCUGGAGCUAGAGAAUGAGCUGCAGAAGGAGCGUCAGAAGCUGGGGGAGCUCCGAAAGAAGCACUACGAGCUCGCCGGCGUCGCUGAGGGCUGGGAGGAAGGAACAGAAGCAUCUCCACCUACACUGCAAGAAGCAGUAACCGAAAAGGAAUAGAGCCAAACCAACGCCCCAUAUGUCAGUUCUUUCCCGUUUCAUCAUUUGCACAAACUUGUGAGCAUCAGAGGGCUUGUGGAUUCCAAACCAGAACACUAGCCUGGCCUGUGCACAGCAGAAGGACAGCAGGAGUGUCCUGGCUGAGAAUACUGAGGCAGUCCCCCCUCUAUUUGCAAUUCUGUGGAUUCCCGCUGCUUCUUACGGUGGUUGGUUGGGCUUUUUGGUUUUAUUUUUUAAAGUUUCACUCACAUAGCCAACUCUCUCGAAGGGCAUGGCCCUGGAGCUCUGAGUCCUCUGGUGCCCACAGCAUGGCUGUCCCUGCCACGGUGCUGCUCAAGCUUCCCUUGGUGCUCACCUCAGCCUCAUGCCCUGCCACCCACGGCCACUCUCCAGGGUGGGUGGAGCUGCUGAGUAAUAGCUUUCCUCAAAGGCAGAAGCGGAGCGAGUGCCUUUCCUUCCUAAAGCUGGAGCCCAGCUGAAAGCCUCUGGCCAUCUUCACAUGUGAGAGGGCAACUGAAAGAGGAGAGAGGUGGGUGCACCCAGCCCAGGUCUUCAGGGGACACCUUGCUUAGGAACUCCUAUGACCAGGCUCAGAAACCUUAUCCCAUGCUUGAACGGAGCUGGUGAGAGUCACAACACUGCUUGCCCUGGAGCGAACUGUCCAUGCAACGUCACGUGGACCACCGUCCUUCACACCUAGGCAGGGCCCGAAGAGGGAGUGUGUGAGGGGUUUCUAAUUCCUUUCUCCACGUGUCUGCCUUGACAUCCUCUUGAAUCUGAGGAAGACAGUUCCAUAUUCUACCUACGACAGGCCCAGAAGAUCAGACACACUUGUUCCCACAAUAGAACACUGUGCUUGGUUUGGUGCCCUUAAUAUUUAUUACUAACCUCCUUUAAGCAGCAGCAGCCCGUAAAAAGACACUUGGAGCAAUCGGGAUUUAACGUGUGACUAUGGCAUGGCUUGCACUGUUGCCCCGCCAUGUAGGCCUUCAAGAUCACAACAAGGCCCAGAUGCCAUCCCUGGACUGUUACUGGCCUGGGUCCCAAAGCAAGCAGGUUCCUCAAAGCAUCUGGGUCAGGGAAGACAAGAAAGGGGAACCACCGGCUCUGACUCCUUCCAGCCACACAUGGUUCCAGGGCACAUGAGGACAGAGGGCACACGCACAGCCUCCUAGAGACCAGCAGCCUGACAGCACUUUGCCACUUCCAAAUGGACCCCAGCAUUUAAGUGACCUUCCAAUCUUGGAAAACAAUGUCUUCCUUCUUUAUCUGUAGCAACUCAUAGGUAGUAGCUGUCUGUCCCAAGGACCUGUCUGUCCCAAAGGAACAUGGCUAAGUUUUGCUACAUGACAGGUUGUGAGACUUCUGUUUGAUCACUGUGAAUAAGCCCUCCUCUUCCUAACCCACCCCCCCGACUUCCUCUCUGUACAGUUUCUAAGUGGGACACUCAGAAAUCUGUCUCCCAGGAACUCAGAUUACCUUACUCAGAUGUGUGACCUCCGUACUAGGCUAAGGAGGUAUCAGCAGUAGAAAUUGGGCAGUCUUAUGUUUAAUGCUUCUUUGUGCUCAGUGUUUUUCCAUUCUGAGGCUCAGUUGUGCCAGGUAAGCCAGUCAGUGUGUUCUCAGUGUGGUCAGCAUGUCCUCACUUCUGGAGUCAUGGCCAUUCACACUCAUGCUACAAUUGCCGUGCAGGGGGAAUCUAGUAUAUUGGGCCAGAUUAAGAUUCUCUGAAUAACACUGCCUCUAAAAGGAAGCCACAGAAAUUUUGAAAAUCUUUUUGGUCUUAACCUGUAUAAUAAAACGGUUUAGAAAGCACUUAAACAGGAGCACAGGCUAAUUCAGUCUUAACGCUAGGAAAUACCUGUCAGAUUUAGUGUAAUUACUUUCCUAAUAGCUCAGAUUAGAAACUAGUCCAUUCUCUAGCCAAAAUCCAACUGUCCUAUUUUGGCUAUUCUGAAAAUGAGUGCGUUAUACUUGGUGUGAAAUGCCUUUGAUUAAAACAAGAAUCACAUCUUAGAGCUAAAAAUGAACCUCACAGCCUUUUAAAUGAGUCACUGAGCGUCAUUAGUGGCUGAAGUCUCAUGGGUGAGUGUAAAUGGGUCAUAAUAAGGUAGGACAGUUCAGGAUUGAUAAGAGGUUGAAAUACAGCUGCAUCUGUUAUUUAAUUUUGUUAUACAGUGCUCUAAUACCUCUAGAGUAAGGAUAUUUGUAUAUGCAAUAAGAAAAAAGAAGAAAAGACCUACCUUUGUGGGGUUAUUUUGUGUCUGAGUAAGGAGUUUGAAUGAGACUGUAAUUUAGAUUGUUUGCUGAUUCUGCUGCCCACAGAUCCCCCUAGGAUCCCACCUGAAUAUGAGUUCUUAACCCAGUGGCUGGAAGAACCAAACACUAUCCAGAGCAUCCUUUCUUGGAAUCAUUUCAGCCACCAAAUCGGACACAUACGUUUAUACCAGGCAGCACAGGGAUCCCAAGUACAUGUCUUUUCAGUCAGGUUAGUUUGCUUUAGCCUCUGGCCCCUGAAGAGGAACUGGUUUUCUGCUUGCACCUGGGAAGUUCUCACUUCUUGACCAACUCCUUCAUCUAGAGGGGUUUCCUGGCUCCACUUUACCUUAGUCUUUAACAGCUAGUAAAUGUCUUGCUACCUUCUACCACCUUUCCAAAUCUCUGGAAAUCCUUCCUGCCAGUGAAAGCCUUCGGUCCCCACAUUGGCCUUCCAAGCAGACUGGCUCUGCCCUCUCUUUGCCAUCCUUGGUCCUCCAGAGACCAUGCUACCUGUAGCAUAGAUAACCACCACCAGGAGCCUGCCAGCCAGCAGCACAGCAAGCCAGACCAGUUGCUAACUGCUCAAUUCCUUUGUCUCCCAGGUUCAGGCCAAAUAUAGGGUCAGUAACACACAGCAGUGUGGCAACACCUCUCACCCUGGGAGCCAAAGCAGCAGGAAACAAUGGUUAGACGUCAUUGGGUUCAAUUCUGAGAGGAGAUUUUUCCAGACAUGUCUUUCAGGUGACCCUCAACUACCUCAGGUUUGAAGCCCCUAAAUUAAGCUGAUUACCACUCAUAGGGACAAACCGAGGGGUUCGGUUAAAUCUUGGUGAUAACAAAUUUGUCUCAAACUUAUAACAAACUCUUUCACAUCUAGGUUUGCAGGGAUAGGGUUGGGUUUUUCUUUUUUUUUUUUUUUUUUUUCCCUCACCUUUUCCCCAAUUUCCUGUUAGAAUAGUUCCUAUAAAUUUCAUUUUUCACUGAGUGCCUACCUUCCCAGGGCAGGUAGCCACUGGCUUUUGUUUCCUUCCAACAAUACUUUUAUUAUGCUAUUAAGACCUUUUUUGUAUAAUACAUUGCAUCUGUGUUUUCAAUUUUUCAAAUAAAUAUUUCAGCCUGGCAAUAGAGAGUAGUGGUGAUAACCGACCAAGCAAAGUGGCUGUGAGGUCAACAUUCCAGUGAAAAGCCUGCAUCUGGAAACUGAGGUUCAUGGAGUGCACUUAGCUCUGUGCCUUUUGGAAUAUGGCUGAGAAACAUUA
Molecule: messenger RNA, 6673 nt
Organism: Cynocephalus volans (Philippine flying lemur)
Lineage: Eukaryota; Metazoa; Chordata; Mammalia; Dermoptera; Cynocephalidae
Gene: HIP1
Product: huntingtin interacting protein 1
Exons: 32
Coding region: 42-3155 (1037 amino acids)
Biological process (GO): actin filament organization; endocytosis; clathrin coat assembly
Cellular component (GO): clathrin-coated vesicle; actin cortical patch; presynapse
Molecular function (GO): phosphatidylinositol-3,4-bisphosphate binding; clathrin light chain binding; clathrin-cargo adaptor activity
Source: RefSeq, a predicted model, not a curated record